This is a messenger RNA of Chinchilla lanigera (long-tailed chinchilla), 2021 nucleotides long. RefSeq names its product zinc finger protein 62-like. Lineage: Eukaryota; Metazoa; Chordata; Mammalia; Rodentia; Chinchillidae. The record is from RefSeq and is a predicted model, not a curated record. Gene Ontology annotation, biological process: regulation of DNA-templated transcription. Gene Ontology annotation, molecular function: RNA polymerase II cis-regulatory region sequence-specific DNA binding; DNA-binding transcription factor activity, RNA polymerase II-specific.
AAACUGUUAGGACUUUGGUAAAGGUAAACUAAAAUGGUAAAUAAAGGUAGACUAAAAUGCCUUUUGCAAGGAUACACACAGGGGAGAAACCUUAUGAAUGUGACAUCUGUGGAAAAACUUUUAGUAAUAGCUCUGGUCUGAGGGUCCACAAAAGGAUUCAUACAGGUGAGAAGCCCUAUGAAUGUGAUGAGUGUGGGAAGGCCUUCAUUACUUGCAGGACACUUCUAAACCAUAAAAGCAUCCACUUUGGAGAUAAACCAUAUAAAUGUGAUGAGUGUGAGAAAUCCUUCAAUUAUAGUUCUCUUCUCAUUUAGCAUAAAGUCAUCCACACUGGAGAGAAACCUUAUGAAUGUGAUGAAUGCAGUAAGGCCUUCAGGAACAGUUUGGGCCUCAUAGUGCAUAAAAGGAUUGACACGGGAGAGAAACCUUAUAAGUGUGAUGUCUGUGGCAAAGCAUUCAGCUCUAGCUCAGGCCUUACAGUUCAUAAGAGCAUUCACCCAGGGAAGAAAACCCAUGAAUGUAAAGAGUGUGGCAAAUCCUUUAGUUAUAACUCCCUCCUUCUUCAACAUAAAACUAUUCAUACUGGAGAAAGACCUUAUGUAUGUGAUGUAUGUGGGAAAACUUUCAGAAACAAUUCAGGCCUCAAAGUCCACUGGGGAUUUCAUACUGGGGAAAAGCCAUAGAAGUGUGACGUGUGUGGGAAAGACUAUAUCUCACGCUCAAGUCUUAAAAAUCACAAAGGUAUCCAUCUAGGGGGAAAGCCCUAUAAAUGUAGCUAUUGUGAGAAAUCCUUCAACUACAGCUCUGCCCUUGAACAGCAUAAAAGGGUUCAUACUAGGGAGAAACCUUUUGGGUGUGAUGAGUGUGGAAAAGUCUUCAGAAACAAUUCAGGCCUUAAAGUACAUAAACAAAUCCACACUGGGGAGAGACCUUACAAAUGUGAAGAAUGUAGGAAAGCAUACAUCUCACUGUCAAGCCUUAUAAAUCAUAAAAGUGUACACCCUGGGGAGAAGCCCUUUAAGUGUGAUGAGUGUGAGAAAGCCUUCAUCACAUACCAAGCCCUUAUAAAUCACAAAAAAACUCACCUUGGAGAGAAGCCCUACAAAUGUGAUGUGUGUGAGAAAUCUUUUAAUUAUACCUCACUUCUUUCUCAACACAAAAGGGUACACACUAGAGAGAAACCCUAUGAAUGUGAUAGAUGUGAAAAGGUCUUCAGAAACAAGUCAAGCCUUAAAGUUCAUAAAAGAAUACAUACCAGGGAGAAGCCCUAUGAAUGUGAUGUGUGUGGAAAAGCCUACAUCUCACACUCAAGCCUUAUUAAUCAUAAAAGUACCCACCCUGGCAAGACACCCUAUACAUGUGAUGAAUGUGGUAAGGCUUUUUUCUCAAGCAGAACUCUUAUAAGCCAUAAAAGAGUCCAUCUUGGGAAGAAAUCCUUCAAGUGUGUUGAGUGUGGAUAAUCUUUCAGUUACAGCUCUCUUCUUUCUCAGUACAAGAGGAUCCAUACAGGGGAGAAACCCUAUGUAUGUGAUAGAUGUGGGAAGGCAUUUAGGGACAGCUCAGGCCUCACAGUGCGUAAAUGGAUCCACACAGGUAAAAAACCCUAUAGAUGUGAUGAGUGUGGGAAGGCAUACAUCUCACACUCAAGUCUUAUCAACUAUAGUGUGCACAGUGGGAAGCAGCCCUAUAAUUGUGAGUGUGGAAAGUCCUUCAAUUAUAGGUCGGUCUUUGACCAGCACAAGAGGAUCCACACUGGGAAGAAACCAUACCGAUGUAAUGAGUGUGGGAAAGCAUUUAAUGUCAGGUCAAAUCUCACCAAGCAUAGUAGAAUCCAUACUGGAGAAGAAUCUUUAAAUGUGAUAAAUGUGGAGAGUCAGGGUAGCACAUCCCAGAUGAGGAUCUAUGAGGGAGGGAUUGCUUUGGAUGGGACAAGGAUGAAGAUGCCGCUAUGGGAGGCAGAGCUUACCAAGUCUCAAAGAACUCAUACGGAAGAGAAACUGCAUGAAUGCAAGAAUUUCUGA